Molecule: messenger RNA, 1200 nt
Organism: Striga asiatica
Lineage: Eukaryota; Viridiplantae; Streptophyta; Magnoliopsida; Lamiales; Orobanchaceae
Source: the annotation of a GenBank genome assembly
AUGCUGAGACACGAAUACCCUUUGCUCCUCAAAACUAUUUUCUCAUGCUUGAUCACGCUUCAAACUUGCACACUUUGCACAGGUCAGAAUACCAAUCCUCAUAGUUGCCCGCCUUCUUCAUGCGGCAAUAUUCCUAAUAUUAGCUACCCUUUCAGACUGAAAAACGACCCACCACACUGUGGCGAUCCCCACUAUGAACUCGAGUGCCAACAUAAUACGACCGUGUUGGUAUAUUUGGAAUCUCACAAAUACCUUGUGCAAGAAAUCAACUAUCUCAACCACACUAUCCGCCUAAUCCAUCCCUCCAUGUCACAAAACGACAUCUGCUCUUUCCCAAACUACUCUAGUAAUUAUGUGGCAAUACCAGAUGUGAUAUCGUUUGGAAAUUAUUUUGCCUAUAGAUCGCCGUUCCUCGUGGUAGAAGAAAAGGCAAUCUAUUACCUUCCUACACGGAAGAUGGAUUUUAUUAGCUGUCCACAACCCUUCAACAACUCCCAAUUCGUGGAUGUUGGUGCUGAGUGUGGCCACACGAGUUUUAAUUAUGGUCUCAAUGUGUCGGGUAUUACAAAUAAGCACAUGUACAUAGGGUAUCUAACUGAUGAUGAUGCGACAACAUGGUCAUCUAAAUUAAAGAGCAAAUGUACUAUACACUUCGAAGUGAUGCUAGAGCCAAGUGGUGAUGCGUAUAUUGACAAAGGAAAUCUUACUCUUUCAAAAGUCCAUAGAUUUUUGGUCAAUGGGUCUACACUUUCUUGGGCCACUGUGCUCUGCGGUGGCAAGUGUCAAUUAUGUUACAUUGAUGGACCAACUGCAAGAUGUUUCGGAAGUCUCGAAAGAAGUCAAUGGUGUUUUUUUGGCACGAUUACGAGUUUCCGGUGCGGUUUCAUGUCUACUAAGUUCGUCAUUGCCUUUAAUUAUUACACCCUGAAAUAUCAGAAUGGCAUAACGUAUGCAGCUCUAGCCUACCUUUCCUUAAGGACAUUAAUAGGAAUAGCUUUAUUGCUGUUAGUAAUCAUUCACAAGCUCCGGAGACAGCACUUGUCGACAUUCGAUAUAAUCGAAGUCUUCUUACAGAACACCAACAACAAUCUCAUGCCCAUCCGCUACUCUUACAGAGACAUCAAGAGAAUGACAAGUGGCUUUCGCCACAAACUCGGUCAAGGCGGCUACGGUUCUGUCUACAAAGGAAAGCUCCGAAGC